CCCGGCCGGCGUCUGUAGCGUCUUGAUGGAAUUGAUUGUCGUUUAGCCAUCGUUAAAAACCAUGAAACCGUUCAAAUAUGAAAAAUCAACCGGGCGUUGUAAUUGAGAGCCAUAAAAUGUCAAAUUCGCUCUCAGUUCUCCAUAAUCAUCUAACUCAGUUAUCGGAUGCCAUACUGGACCUUCUCUCCACAGUAAACUACACACCUCGAGAAGGCUCCAAUGUCUCUACCAAAUCCAUGCUUGAAUCUCUUCUCUCUAGCCAAAACUUUAAGCCUAACCCUGAAAUCACUGAAACCCAAUUCCACAAUUCAAUCAAGGACUUCGCUUUAGCUUGUGCCUUACUGUCCUCCUCUCAGACUUCGACCCAUGAAUUGCUUUUGUGGAUACCCAAUGAACUCUCGGUCAUGGCUACCGAGGGAUUUAAGGAAUUUUCGAGGAUGUAUUUCGGGAGUGUUUGUGGGAGUAGAAAUGAGAAGAGAGUUUGUGAAUUGUUGGGUUUGGAUUGUGGUUUGUUGAGUGAAGAGAAGAGGUUGGUGGUGGUGUUGAUGCCUGAGGUUUUGCCUGAGUUGAAAGGGAGUAUUAAGGAGAGUUGUAUUGAUAAGGGCACUGAUGGGGAUGAGGUUUCUGCUGCCUCAGCUCGGGCUCCGGUUGGAUUUGCCAUUGUGGCUGCCUGUCAGUGUAGAUGGUUUGUUAGUCAGGUUGAUUAUCCACAUUUGGGAAAAGUGUCUAAUUUGGUGAUUCCUUGUGGGUUGACUGCUCUUGAUCACUGGUCACCGGAGGUGAAAGGACAGGGCAUGAUUAGCUUCAUACAUCUUGCAAAAAAUUUGAAUGCUGCUGAGUUCGGUGUUUAUGAGGAUGUGAUUCUUGAUGCAUGCUGCCAGAAUAUUGCUUCUGCUGAUGAGAUAUGGUAUCAAGUAGUUGAGAUGUCGGUACUUCUUGUGACAUGUAUCCAGCAAAGCAAUCCUCGUAGUCCAUGGUUUGAGAGGAUGCUCAAUGAGAUGUUAAGUCACUUGGAACGCCAACCAAGAAAUAAGGAUCGCCGCGUUGCAUGGCUUACAUUUAUAGAACCACUUCUCCAUUCUGUUGGUCUUGUGUUAUUAGCUCAUUUUAGGCGGAUUUUUCCUCUUUUCUUUCAGUGGAUGCAUGCUGAUGACGAUGAAACUGUUCUACUGGUUCUUAAAAGGGUCCAAACGAUUAUAAGGCUAACAUGGAUAAGGAGCACACCUUAUGUUGAAAGAUUGGUGGAUGAACUCGUUGUGCUAUACAAGGAAGCGGCAUUGAAAAAAGCUCGAGAAGAAAUUAGAAAACAUGUUCUUGAGAUCCUGGUCUUGCUCCAUCACUGCAAGGGCCUGCAAUUUGAAGCAACCUGGGAAAAGCACAGGGAUGAUCCAAAUUUGACAACCCUUAGUUCCUCAUUGAGGGAAAUAUAUUGUGAAUAAUGUUGCUGGCCAUGCAGAACUGUUGCAGAGUUAUCGCUUAAAGUGCAUCUGCUUGUUCAAUAUCGUGUUACUCAAUUUUGAAGGGGGAAAAAAGUAGACAAGAUUGAAUAUUUUCUCUUGUUUUUCCAUGAUGUUCAAUCCUGUCUAAUCCCACAAAACCUUAGUAAGCAGUGUUUUGUAUCUUGUUCCUCAAUUACAGUUUUUUUAACUAAAUUCAGCACAUAUUUUAAAAUUAUUACUAACCUUUGCUCUAUAUGGUCA
Molecule: messenger RNA, 1700 nt
Organism: Manihot esculenta (cassava)
Lineage: Eukaryota; Viridiplantae; Streptophyta; Magnoliopsida; Malpighiales; Euphorbiaceae
Exons: 8
Coding region: 78-1439 (453 amino acids)
Source: RefSeq, a predicted model, not a curated record